This is a messenger RNA of Etheostoma spectabile (orangethroat darter), 4607 nucleotides long. It is a transcript of the gene nectin3b, whose product is annotated as nectin cell adhesion molecule 3b. The transcript is spliced from 6 exons. Gene Ontology annotation, cellular component: apical junction complex; adherens junction. The coding region runs from base 137 to 1804 and encodes 555 amino acids. The record is from RefSeq and is a predicted model, not a curated record. NCBI's taxonomy places the organism in Eukaryota, Metazoa, Chordata, Actinopteri, Perciformes, Percidae. Gene Ontology annotation, biological process: homophilic cell-cell adhesion; heterophilic cell-cell adhesion.
CUUGCUGUGUAGAUGGUACAGUCCACAUGCAGUUCGGAGUUGUUGCUGAGGAGGCUGCACUGUUCAGCACAUACCGUUAAAUUGGCAUGCAGCCUACGCUUGCGUCCUGUAGCAGGAUACUGCACUGAUUUCGAAAAUGUUAUCGUCUUAUCACCGGAGUUACCUUGGACAGCAGGGCAGGGUCGCUUUAUUUCACCUUUUGUGCAGUAUCACAGGUGUUUGGGGCAGUCAGGUGGUGGUGCCUCAGAGGGUGAAUGCUGUGCUGGGGAAGAAUGUGACAUUAGAGUGCAGAGUGGAGGUGGGCACAAACCUUACUCUUACUCAGAGUUCCUGGGAGCGCCGUCUGCCUUCAGGCUCUGUCACAGUGGCUGUCUACAACCCACGAUAUGGCAUCUCUAUCCCUCCAGAGUUUAUUCAUCGCUUGCAUUUUCGCUCACCUUCCUCGCACGAUGCCACCAUUGUCCUGGGAAACGUAGGCUUUGCUGACGUUGGGAUCUAUACCUGUAAAGUUGCCACAUUUCCGCUAGGAAACACUCAAGCCUCCACUACUGUCAGUGUACUCGUUGAGCCGAAAGUCUACGUGUCUGCAGGUUCAACUGCCCUAAUCGACGGUGGCAAUGAUACUGUGGUGGCCACCUGUAUUGCUGAGCGGGCCCGGCCCCCCGCUGAGGUGUCCUGGGAGUCCAACCUUUUUGGCCAGUCAGAAGUGCAGCUAUUUGACGAAGCCAACGGCACAACCAGCACACAAGUGAGCUACCUCUGGCAGCCCACACGUCACGUCCAGGGCCACACACUCACAUGUGUGGUCCGCCACCCGGCUCUGCAGAGUGACUUCAGGAUCCCCUACCAGCUCAAUGUGCAGUUUGCUCCUGAUAUCUCCGUUGUGGGCUAUGAUGGAGACUGGUAUGUGGGUCGGGAAAAUGUUCAAAUGACGUGCAAAGCCAACGCAAACCCACCGGCUAAUCACUUCAGAUGGAUCAGAUUGGACAGUGAAAUGCCAGAAGGGGUGGAAAUAAUGAACAGCACUUUGCUCUUCCUGCGUCCCCUCCAGCGGAAUGACUCUGGAGUUUACAGGUGUGAGGUUGCCAAUGACAUCAACCUCCGCAGUCGGGAUGUGCGCAUUCUCAUACAAGAUCCUCCCACCAUGCCUUCCACCAUUACUGCUCCUGUCCUAACUGGCUCUGCCUCCUCCACCUUAGUCGAUGAUAAGGGACAUGUUCUUCUCAGCUCCCCCACUCUUGAAGCCCUACCUGAGAGUAAUCUUGGUUCCAUAGUGGGUGGGGCUGUUGGCGGGGCCUUGUUCCUGCUACUGCUGCUGUCUCUGGUUGGCGUGUGUUACCUACGGAAACAGCAAACCUUCCACGGCAACUACUACACCAAGCAGUACCUGGGCCCCAAUGACCUCCAGAAAGCCCCCACGCAGCAUGAGCUCCACCCUACCAAAGCUGGCAGCAGCUCCCACCAUCAAGACCACGACCGAGAAGAGUGGGGCGACCGCCAGCUCAAACUUGAGCGUGACCGUCGUCACCGUAGCAACUACAACGGAGAGGAGUAUCCCUCUAAUGGCUACACUAGGGCAAUGAGGGAGAGCAGUCACCACAACCAUCAGCAGAAUCACCAUAGUGAACACGCACAGUAUUCUAGUCCAAAGCAGGCCAGAUGUGCUAGAUACCCUCAUUCACCUAAACCACAGGGAAACGGCUCCCCCUACCUCUCAGAUGACUGCUACGAUAGUGGGCCCGAGGGUGACUAUGUCUCUCACAAAGACGGGUCUGUCAUCUCACGUAGGGAGUGGUACGUUUGACAAGCUACCUGUUCCUCCUGGAACAAAGAUACGACAGAAAUCAGAAGGUUUCAUUUAUCAAAUUAGGAACAAACGCAUAAUUUGUCUUUUGUACGCACAUGCACACCUCUACUAAUUCCAAUUCUGUAGUUCCCUGGUUUUGUUCAAGCGUCCUGGUUGACACUUGAGACAUGAUGUUUCUGUUCUUGAUGUAGACAGACUGUGGACUGCACAGCCCUUUACAGUCAACAUCUACAUGCCUACGGAAGUCGACAUGUCACUAGUUUGUGUGUAGAGACUAAAGAUCAUGGUGUAUGUAUGUGCUGUCUCUGCCUUACUACAUAGAUUGCCAAUGCAUUUAGCAUCACUAAUGUCUUUCAGUUGAUUUGAAGCACUGGAGGCUCACAGAUCACAUGUGGUUGUCGUAGAAGAAAGCUUUUUUAUUUCUACAAGUCAGCCUUCUCGGGCUAUGACACUAGCUGACAUUGUAUUUUUAUGUGUUACGGCCUACACUGAUUUUGUUUCAAAGACUUCUGACCUCUCAAUACGAUUGCUAAUAUUCAAGAAUGGUACAAAACCUAUGACGGAAAGAAAUUUCAGAAGGUUUCAGGUCCUUUUUCCAAAUAUCAGUAGGACACAGUAGAGGCAUGUAGGCUAAUUGAAAAAAUGAAUUAUCCCACUUAUAAGUCAGAAUCACUUAAAGACUGAUCUCUCUACACUGAUUCAUAGUCAUAAAAUGCGUUGCACUGCCUUUUGCAAAACUUUAUAAUAGACAACCACAUUAUUUGUUUUCUACUAAAAACGUGGAGCUGUUAUGUAACUUACAAGGAUGGGAGGCUUGAGGGCUUGACCACCGACGUCCUAAUGUCCUUUAACACUGAUGGCUUAGAGUGGGGAACCUUAAGAGCAUUUUGUUUUCUUUUUAUAAGAUUUUUUGGGGCAUUUAGCCUUUAAUAGACAGGGCAGCUGUAGACAGGAAAGGGGGGGAGAGAGGGGGAACGGAGACAUGCAGCAAAUGGCUGCAACUCAGACUUGAUCCCUGAGCCGUUGCAUCAAGGACUGAACCGCUGCAUAUGGGCACCCGCUGUACCAGGUGAUCUACCUAGGUGCCCUCAUGAGAACAUUUCUGCUGUAUGACCUAGACUCAUUGUUCGUUCCCGGGAGGGAGGAAGGGAGGAAGGGAGGAGAAGAAGGCAUGUCUGUAUGGGUGAGGCACCUGCAAUGUCUCAACAGACUGGGUUUAUCAAAGAGUCAAGUCGCGAUAUGCAAAUUUGCUACAAAAGUCUGCAAGUUAGAUAAGCUGGAACAAUAGUACUUCUGUUAAAAUUUGUUUUUGUUUUUUUUCUUUCAAAUUUUGGGAAGAGUUUUAAGUUGGUUGUCCUCUUGAUGUAGCCACAAAAAAACAUUCUACUGUUGUCUGCCAGAUGGUAAUGGAUGUGUUUGAGAGUUUGAACUCUGGCACUAACCCAGGCCUCUUGGAAAUUCAAGAGCGCUGUCAGCAGGGACAUUGUUGAAGCGUGCGACUGUAUGGCAGCCACCGUACGCCGGCCUCCUAGUCACAGUAUUUAUGUUAUACAAAGAACUCAUUCAAAAGUACAGCCAGUACACCCGUUGUACUAAUUUAACUAUUCUGGCUUAUUGUUGCAUAUCCAUGUGUGCCACUGCACACUAAUCAUGUUAACCAGUUUUUUUUAGUUUUUUUUUAUAUAUAAGCAUUUUUUAUAGCUACCAGUAUUACGACAGUAAAAUAAUACAUUAUGUAGACAAAUCAGGUCAUCUGUGAUGGAUGUGCUGUCACUGUCGCCUGUGGUUAUCAAAGCCGCAGCGCUAAAUCGCCAGAUGAGACAGACAAUAUCGUGUUGCACUGAUGAUUAAAGUGUUCAUUCAUAGUUAUCCUUUGAAGAUCUAUGAAACACUUCUCAAAUUAUUUUUUGGCUAGGUUUACAAUUGACUCUGUAUUCAUCUGUAACCAGGCACAUUUUAUUGCUAAUUAAGACUCGCAAACGUUGCAGGACUUACCAAGUACUGCGAUUGAACUGAGGAAUUUACAUGUCCGUGUCCCUGGGCUGUGGCCCCAAUAGUUCAGGUGUUGGAUAAAGCUACUUUAGAUUUGAAGAUACAUUUCCGUUUUUGUAUGUGAUCAAAUACACCGAUACAAUCUUUUGGCACAUGCACCUAUUUACUAAACAGCAUGGAGGAGAUCUAACAAUUUCUUUCAUGUACACUAGUGUCUGUGCUUACAUGCCAACUUUAGUAGUAUGGUCACCUAUACAAUAUUUGCUGCAAGAUGCCAAAUAUUUGUUGAACUUGUAUGUAUAAAUAUGACAGUUGCACAUAAGUAUUUCAGACUAGCUAACAAAUGAUUAUAUAAAAUGUAUCACUGUUGUAUACAGGGUCUUGUAGCCUGAAAUAGAAGUGAAAAAGAUGCUUUAGGCCACUUUAAUAUUACAGUAACAGUCGUCAAAAUGGGAAUUAGUUAUAUUGUUAUGAACCCUCACUACUUUUUUGUCAGUGUGAAUUUUGUGCAGUGUAUAGGCUGCAAUUCUCAUAGUGAGAUUUGAUAAUGUGCCACUGUAACUUGCAAGCAGAGAAAAUGACCCCCAUACUGCAGUAUGUGUUGUUUCAAACCACGUGUAGUACACCAUUCUAAUAAGUACCUUAAGUUUUAUUUCACUCGCAAUUACAUUAACAUAAUUCCUCAAUUACCACUAGUGGUGUACAGAACGUUUCGGUAUCUGUUGCCUAAUACACUUUGGAUAUUCUACAGAACACACUUUCUUUGGUAGAAUGUAGUUCUAAUGGAAAAAAAUUACCAAAAAAAAAA